Molecule: messenger RNA, 903 nt
Organism: Cucurbita maxima (winter squash)
Lineage: Eukaryota; Viridiplantae; Streptophyta; Magnoliopsida; Cucurbitales; Cucurbitaceae
Product: cytochrome c oxidase copper chaperone 2
Exons: 2
Coding region: 395-619 (74 amino acids)
Cellular component (GO): mitochondrial intermembrane space
Molecular function (GO): copper ion binding; copper chaperone activity
Source: RefSeq, a predicted model, not a curated record
GUUUUUUUUUUUCCUUCUGGAAUGUUGGGUUGGGGUGUUUUGCAUGUGUGUCAUUGGCGAAGAUAGUUGUUGUGAAGGUCUCUACUCCUGGUUUUUUAUUGGAUGACUUUCUUCGAUUGCAAGUAAAGAAUAAAAUUUGGGUUUUGAAGGAUUUUAUGAUUUAGUUGGCGGUGAUUAAGUAAGAGUAUAGUGAUUCGGUUGGGGUCUUUGGAUUGAUGAAUGUUUUCUACUUCUAUAUAUAUAUAUAUAUAUAUCCCCUUAUUGGAAAACUUUCUCUGCUUAACCAAUAGUGGAAUUUUGUUUAGAAAGCAUAACAUAAUUCAGUUUGCCUGUGAUCAACUUUCAGGAUUUCAUUGCCUUUUCCUUAAGACUGCAUUCCUUGAGAAAUUGUGACAUGGGUGGGCUACCUGUUGGAAAUUCUUCGGAGUCCAAACUUGAGCAGGGAUCAGCAGUGGUUAAGUCUACCCCAGAUGGAAAACCAAAAAAGAAGAUUUGUUGUGCCUGUCCUGAUACUAAGAAGCUAAGAGAUGAGUGCAUUGUAGAACAUGGUGAAGAAUUCUGUGGUAAAUGGAUUGAGGCUCAUCGUAAGUGUCUUCGUGCAGAGGGGUUCAACGUCUGAACUUGAUAAGCCAAUCAUAUGAACUAUUUGAUUUUCUGCUAGUGUACAAUUUACCAUUUCAGGUAUACAUAGAUAACAGAGAAAAUUGAGAAAUAAAGUGAGCGAGAGAGUAGGCAUAGGAAAAGCUGCAGUGCAGCAAGUUCAAUUUGGCUGCGUAUUUUUGUUGACUUGGGCCUUUGUUCAUGUAUUAACUUCCUUCUGUUAUGCAUAAUUUCUUACUAUCUCUUCUUUAUUUGAUGCCCAACAAAUUCUAUAUCAAUAUCAUGUGUUCUAAAUUUAUGAUU